UCGGUCAGACGAUACGGACCACGUCAUACCACGUCGUUACCACGGAUAACCCAGAGUAGAAUACCAAUACACCAAUCGCAUGCGGCUGGCUUGAAGAGCGGGCACAGCAAACAGCACAGACAGCACCAAGAUGUCACAAAAUCAAUCCUAUUUCUGGCAAACCACCAGACACAAUGUAUACCUGAAGCGUACCGCCAAAUGGCAUAUGGCACUGGCCCUGAUGGUGGUCCUCACAUUCGCGACGAUAUGUGCGGCAGAAUUUCAACAUGAAAACGAGGACAAUGUGGCCGUACAAUCGGGCAUUCAGAGCGGAGUGGAGGAUCAAGUGGUUGGGAAUAGAGCGGCAACGGAUCUAAGUGCAUUACCAGAUAAACCCACAGAUACGGAUCAUAAGCAGGCCAAGGGCAAGGGGAACUUUAUCGAUGCUUUCACAGCAUCGAUAUCUGUUAUUUUGUUAACAGAGCUAGGCGAUAAGACUUUCUUUAUUGCUGCCAUAAUGGCAAUGCGCCAUCCCCGUUUGAUUGUCUUUGGCGGUGCCAUUGCCGCCUUGGCCCUUAUGACGGUACUCUCAUGCGUAUUUGGCAUGGCAGCAAACUUUAUUCCUAAGAUUUAUACGUAUUAUAUCUCAACUGCAUUAUUUUUAAUAUUCGGCUUGAAAAUGCUGUACGAUGGCUACAAAAUGAAACCAACCGAUGCUCAGGAGGAACUCGAAGAGGUUCAAACCGAUCUGCGUAAGCGCGAAGAUGAGUUGCUGCGCAAGGCAACGCGCAAGUACGAGGAUACGGAGACGAAGCGUAAGAAUAGCAACUCGGACAAGGAGGAUGCCAGCGAGCAGGCUCUCAUCCAUGGCCGCAACUCCAUUGCCAUUGCCCCCAGCUCGGGCAGCGGCAAAGAUUCCGAUAUGCAGCACCGCCAGAGGCGCAACAAUAAUAAUAACAAUACCACCAAUUCGACUAGUAAGCAAAAUAGCUGUGAUAAAACUGGCAACGAUGAUGGCGACGACUACCACGAGUCCGAGAUGUACCUCAAGGAUGGCAUUCAGCUGAAGCUGAAGACCUUCCACAGCACCAGCCCGGCCCAUUCGGCGGCAUCAUCGAACCAGACCGAACAAACCCAAUGUGAAAGCCCACGCAACAACAAUCUGAAACUGAAUCUGAACGGACCCUCCUCCGUGGCGGGUGACGAUCAUCAUCUGACUGACCCAGCAACUGGGCUGGCGCUGGAGCCGCGCGCUCCCCUGGCCGGACACGAGAGCAUGCAUAGUCUGAGUGGCAGCUUGAAUGGCGGCGAGGACUUGGCUGGCACCGGAAAUGGCACUCUUAAGACACGGCUGGACCGUGAUGUGAAUGCUGCUCUUGUUCAUGAUGCCGAGAGUGGUCGCCGCCGCCCGCUGCAGCGACGUGGUGCCGGCUACUUCACCUGGCGCAUCUUGGCCCAGGCCUUCACAAUGACCUUCCUCGCCGAGUGGGGGGAUCGUUCUCAGUUGACCACCAUUAUUCUCGCUGCCAGCAAGGACGUUUAUGGCGUAAUUGCUGGCGGUAUUAUUGGCCAUUGCAUCUGCACUGGCCUGGCUGUGAUUGGAGGUCGUCUAGUGGCUUCCAAAAUCUCUGUGCGCACUGUCACCAUUGUUGGUGGCAUCGUAUUCAUUGGCUUCGCUGCCUAUGCUGUUCUCAUGCCACCCGAUGACAUGUAGACAACAAAAUAGAGAUUUGCCGCCCGUUGACGACCACCACAAAAAAGUUUAUAUAUAUAUUCAAUAUUUAGUUUAUAGUUAAGUCCACUGUUUAUGCGAGGAGCACCCAGGCAUUGCUUAAAUGUUAAAAUGAAUAUUCGAUGAUUCGCUUGCUAACCGAAAAACUUAAAAACAAAAGUGCCUUCAGUGCUUUUCGCCACGGCCAUGACAUAUUUAAAAAAUUUAGUUCCCACAACAUGAAAUUUCGUAUUUACCCCUGCCUGCACUUUGCCAAUUGCCAGUCACCCCACUGUAUGUCCCAUUGUUUAGUAUUGAUUUUGAAUGUUCAGUUUAGUGUUUAGUAUUAAAGUUGAAAGAUGAUUGUAUUGUACAUACGCGUGCUUGUGUUGCUUAUGUUGCCUAAGGCUCCUCCUCAAAGUUGAAACAAACUCCCAAAACCCCCUUCAAUGAAUACUUUAUGAUAACGUAGCAAUGGUUACUUAAAAAAAAGUCCCCCUAAAAAGAAACUUUGUACAAUUGAUUAUUUAUGCGAUUUUUGUAUGAAGAAUUUAGUAAAUUGAGCAAAACUAAAAAGCAAAA
Messenger RNA from Drosophila subobscura, 2272 nucleotides. Its product is annotated as transmembrane protein 165. The transcript is spliced from 6 exons. The coding region runs from base 131 to 1693 and encodes 520 amino acids. The record is from RefSeq and is a predicted model, not a curated record. Gene Ontology annotation, biological process: manganese ion transmembrane transport; calcium ion transmembrane transport; Golgi calcium ion homeostasis. Lineage: Eukaryota; Metazoa; Arthropoda; Insecta; Diptera; Drosophilidae. Gene Ontology annotation, molecular function: manganese ion transmembrane transporter activity; calcium ion transmembrane transporter activity. Gene Ontology annotation, cellular component: Golgi apparatus.